AAGAAAAACACGAAAGCAUUUUAUUAUUUUUUGUUCAUCAUCGUCGUGCUUACAUAAUCAUUACCUUUCAUCUUCUUCUGCUUCGCCUUCACGCAGCUCCAAUCUCACACCACCUGCAUUUCUCUCUUUCACGAUUCUUUUGAUUUCGCAUUCGUCUUUUGCGUUGGGUCAGAUCGACUAAGAGGUAACCAUUGUGAGAGGUGUAGGUAGAAGAAGAGAGGUUUUGAGGAGAAUCGUGAAGUAGUCAAAAGAAACGAUGUCGUUUACGGGAACUCAGCAGAAAUGCACUGAGCAACUAUUCAUCAAUGGAAGGAGUGGUGUACUGUAGGCCUCAUUUUGAGCAGCUCUUCAAGGAGUCUGGUAGUUUCAGCAAGAACUUUCAGUCACCUGCAAAGCCAUUGUCUGAUAAGCCAACCCCUGAGCUGACAAGAACACCUAGUAGAGUUGCUGGAUUGUUCUCUGGAACUCAAGACAAAUGCGCUACUUGCAGUAAAACCGUGUAUCCUAUCGAAAAGGUAACUGUGGAGAGUCAGUGUUACCAUAAAUCUUGCUUCAAGUGUUCUCAUGGAGGCUGUCCGAUUUCUCCAUCAAACUACGCAGCACUCGAAGGAAUUUUGUACUGCAAGCACCAUUUCGCUCAGCUUUUCAAGGAGAAAGGAAGUUACAAUCACCUUAUCAAAUCUGCUUCCAUCAAACGUGCUACUGCUGCUGCUGCUACCGCAGCUGCUGCAGCUGUAGCAGCCGUUCCCGAAUCUUGAAAUUCCCAAAUUUUAUGUUAAACAGAUUCAGUUUAUUUGUAUUUUGUAUCUGUAAUGUGUUUUCUUAUUACCUGUAUUCACUUCUUCAUGAACCAGGCAUAACAUUCUCCGAGGUCUCUCUUGAGGUUUUUUUCCUUGUUGUGAUU
Camelina sativa (false flax) is the source of this 904-nucleotide messenger RNA. The record is from RefSeq and is a predicted model, not a curated record. NCBI's taxonomy places the organism in Eukaryota, Viridiplantae, Streptophyta, Magnoliopsida, Brassicales, Brassicaceae.